AUGACAAAGGGGGUUGUUGCAUAUAAGAAACGAUGGUAUAAGAUCAACAAGGCUGUUACAAAAUUUGCUGGUUGCUACGAUCAAGCUAGUCGAAACAUAAGGAGUGGUUCAAAUGCUGAUGAUAUAAAGGAGUUAGCCUAUAAACUUUAUUCUACAAAUUAUGAAACAACGUUGGCUGACAAACCCGGUGUGGACUCUCCCGUUCGCCCACAAGGAUCAAAGAAGAGCAAGCGAAAAGGUAAAGAAAAAACACAAAUGUCUGAAAAUUUUAGUGAAAAGAAAUCAUCAGUUGUUAAAAAAUUAUCUCUCAUGGAAGAUAUUAAGAAUGUUAGAGAAAAGGAACUAAUGGAUAGGGAAAAAGAAAGAGAAGAGGAGAGAAAACGUAGAGCAAAGAUUAUGGCAAUCAAAGAGAAGAAGUUACAAAUUCAAGCGAGGGUUGAUGCAACCGAAAGAAGAGGCUUGUCACCACUCCAAAAAUGUACCGCUGCGAUACGGAUGUUAGCAUAUGGCGUAGCAGCUGAUGCUGUUGAUGAUUGUGUGCGCAUAGGCAAGAGCACUACAAUUGAAUGCUUGGAAAAAUUUGUUAAAGGCGUCAUUUUGGUGUUCGAGGAUGAAUACUUGCGAAAACCAAAUCCAAAUGAAGUUUGA
Arachis duranensis is the source of this 648-nucleotide messenger RNA. Its product is annotated as glutathione S-transferase T3-like. The transcript has 3 exons. Lineage: Eukaryota; Viridiplantae; Streptophyta; Magnoliopsida; Fabales; Fabaceae. The record is from RefSeq and is a predicted model, not a curated record. The coding region runs from base 1 to 648 and encodes 215 amino acids.